This is a messenger RNA of Eurytemora carolleeae, 2355 nucleotides long. RefSeq lists its product as uncharacterized. Lineage: Eukaryota; Metazoa; Arthropoda; Copepoda; Calanoida; Temoridae. Bases 495 to 1895 code for a protein of 466 amino acids. The record is from RefSeq and is a predicted model, not a curated record. The transcript is spliced from 12 exons.
CUAAUGAUCUCCCUUUCCAUCUUUCUUAAUGAUAUCCCUUUCCAUCUUUCCUAAUGAUCUCCCUGUCCAUCUUUCCUAAUGAUCUCCCUUUCCCUGCUCUUACCCAAUCUCAUCUUUACUCCCUCAUUUUUUUCUCCUUUUUAAACUUAUUUUUCUUCUAGGAUUUGGUAUAUCUUCACUGAAGUAUUGAAGUCGUUAAUAUUGAUAUAUACAUCUGUUCACUGGAUUACAGGAUAAAAAAUAAUAACAGAUCGAAUCUUCUAUCGGUGGACAGAAGUCGACGCAGAGAACGUUCUUCUUACGGACAGCCUACGUCGAAAGGGCGACUGGAGGGAUGAUUAUGACUAGAAACAUCUUGCGACCGACCUUUUUUCCUCCGGACAUAUCUUGCAUAAGUUAGAAGUCGGACCAGAGUUAAUAGAGGAUUCCUGCUCGGAGUAGAAAGCUGGAAAGAAGAAACUCUGGAAGACGACAAGUAAACAAAUCAAGAAAAUAUGAACGCUCUAGUUACUGUUGGGUGCAGUUUGAAUAGUACUGGUAUACAUCAGAACCCGAGCAAUAGAAGCAAUCAGCCGAGACCUGGUAAACCUGGUUGCUAUAACCGUGCAAUGAGUUGCAGUGCGCUUCUCAAAAGAAGAAGAAGUUCAUCUUCAGUGUCUAAAUAUAACAGUCGGAGCACCGACGGAUCCCCACAAGAAAGAAGAAGAUUAUUCAGUGGGAGUAGAAACAGUUCUAAACACACAUCUCCUGUAAAGAAGGAGGUUUUGAAGGAGAAGGCACGCCGACAAAGAUCAUUUAAUGUUGUCCAGCAUAAUGAUAGAGUACAGGAGGGGUCAGCUUCUCCGGGAACAGAAUUCUCCAGAGUAAAUAUUAUCGACAGUGAAGGAGGUUUUGACGAAACUUAUUUUGGAUGCUCAAGGCCUAAAUCACUAAACAAGAACCCAUCAGUACAAUUUACAAAAUCCGCAUCUAUGAACAGUAUAACCCGACCCAACAAUCCACUGAAAGAAAAAUGUUUGAAAAAACGAAAUACAGUUGUACCAACUGUUGAACUAGGUUUAAGGUUGGAUCUUACACCUGUACUUGAACCAAGGGUUGAUAAACCCCUAUUGGUUGAUGCACUCGUCCUAAACGGACUCACUCCAAUUGUAGAAAACUGCAUUCUUAAUCCAAUAUCAGAGAAUGAUCUGAAAAUAAAGAAUAGUAGCAAAACCAAUCUUCGUACUCCUUCUCAUUUGGUGAACUAUGGUAGAGAAACCCCGCUGAAGCGUCUGGGAUCACUUCAACUUGAACUGUUAGACAUUCCGAAAUCGAAAUCGAAAUCUAUCAAUACAGAAUCUUCAAAUAGUUGUCUUCGUACAUCUCCAAUCACGUCAUUUGAGAUAUUUACACCAAGUUCUGAUGUAUCCUAUGAUCUCUGGUGUUCAACUACUGGUUCUCCUCAAGUUCUCCGACCCAGUGUGUCUAAUAUAUCCUUGAAAACUAACUAUCCAACAACAACCCUUGUAAACAGCUCAUCUUCUCAUCAAAACAAACCUCAGCAGGGUAGUUGUACUGCUUAUUGUACUGGCUCCUGUAAUGCACACUGUACAGCAUGUAGUAAACAAACAGAGAGAACAGCCCUCAUUCGAUUAAAACCCACCAAACAGAAGAAAGUGACAAUAAAAAGAAGAAUUAAUAUCACAAAGUUUCAUAUUCACUGUGCUGUAGGUAUGGUUGGGUUUGUUUUGUUCUGGACACUGAUUCUUCUCCGAAUCUUCCUCCCAUCAUCCUACUGGACCUGGACAUCUACAGAUAUUUCAGGGACUCUAUCUAAGUCCUGGAGGAACUGGAAAGAGUUCGCCAGGUUUAGUCCUCAUCUUGAGAUAGAUACCUCACACAAAAACCAAGAGUAGAGAAGGGGUUCGCGAUAUUAAAUAGAGAUUUCGAUCUUAUGACUGAAUAGUAUUUUUGUUCCUGUCGUUCUAAUUGUCACCAAAAUUAUUUAAUAUUCAAAAUGUAUUUCUUUAGGAAAAGAUAAUAAAUAUUAAAAUAAAACACAUGUUUAGAAAUUGAUGCAGAUGGGUUCGAUGUUUGGGCUCAUUAGCUAGCAAACUAGAGUCUGAGGAAAUACAUGUAAGAAAAGAAGGUGAGAUAAUGCGAAGACGGAGAUGUCAAAGUAGAGUUGGGAAGAAGAUGAGGGAAGAAGUGGAGAGAAUGAAAAGGUGAGUAGAGGUCAGAGUUGAGACGAGGAGAAGACUAGAAAAGAAGGAGAGGUCAGAGAAGAGACAGGAUUUGACGGGAGGAAAAGAGACGGGAAGUGAUGGGAAGAGAAGAGACGGGAAGAUACUGGAAGAGACUGGAAGAGACUGGAAG